Molecule: messenger RNA, 1207 nt
Organism: Spinacia oleracea (spinach)
Lineage: Eukaryota; Viridiplantae; Streptophyta; Magnoliopsida; Caryophyllales; Amaranthaceae
Exons: 2
Coding region: 248-1060 (270 amino acids)
Source: RefSeq, a predicted model, not a curated record
UUUAUUACCGAGUGCGGAGUAAUAAAGAAAUGAACAUCGUCUCCUUUCCAACUCCAAAUCGCACAGUCUCAGAUAGUUAGACUCGUCUCCAUUCACAGUCGCAGCUGCAUCUCCGUCCUCCUCUUAAAACCCUCCAUUGAAAAGCAGUUAUAGUUGUAUCACCGUUCACCACCUCUAGUCGGCGCCACCAUUACACCUUUUCUCUGCUGCUGCUAUUUUCGAGUAGCCAUUUCAAUUUUUGGAAGACAUGGAUGAUGUACUGACAGAGACUCCCCCACCUUCAAGGUUCUCUGAUGAAGAUCUCAACAUCUUCACCCCUCCAUCUCCUUCACUCCCAACUCCAUUUAUUGUACUAUCUGAUCCUUAUACUAAUGAAACUCUUCGUCCUUCACUCCUCAUCUUCGCAUUAUCACCUCCAUCUCGUCACAUAUUUCACAAUGUAUCCUCUAAAAAACUCAUAGGAACAGUCAUCCUCCCUGAGAUUCCCUUUUCUGGAAACUCAAUUUCACCCUCUUUCAAGAACAAAUCUUGCAACAUUUACGCAUUGAAUGAUACCGAAAAGCCGGUUCUUCUGGUAUGUGUCCAGUUCGAUGUACCAGCAGAGAGAUGUCACGCUGUCUCAAAACUGUUGCUCGGUGAAAAGAUUGUUCCAGAAAGGGUGUUGAUUUUAGAUUCAGUUCAGAUACAAAAGUUUCGUGGCAAGUUAUCAAGGGAUGAUACCGUGGCGUACAAGUUGGAGACAUCUUUGGAAAGAAAAGGGUUUGGUGAAAGCCCGGUUGGGUCAUCUCUUCUGAAGGAUAUGGGCUACUUCCCAUCAGGAAGUGUGGUGGACGGGCUUGCUGCUGCUCUGUUGGCCCGGUGCCAAAUCAGGAAUAUGCGAGGUAUUUUGUGCGUUUCUUGGCCCGAAUAUGGUAAACCAGUGAUGCAGUUGGUUAAAUCUCUCUUGGUGAAGGAUAUCUUACCUGAUUUUGAUUUCUCUUCUUCUACUAGCUAUGAAGAUGAGAGUUUGAAAUCUAGUUGGCCUAAGAAUCCUCUGUUUGAUACAGAAUUGUACACCUGAUAAAGUUCACUUUAGUUGAAUUAGAAAAACAUCUUAUUUCCAAUCUAGAAGGGAAAGAUAUUAUGUUUUAAACCUUGUUGAGUUUUAGGUUGAAAAUUUGUUACUUUUGAGGAUAUUAUCUUGUUACCACUUGCUGUUCGAUGUUUA